AUGUCUGCCCUAGUUCUUGGUAAGAGAUCCAACUCCUUCUUUGAGGAGCUGCAUCAUCACUCACCUUCGUCUCCGUCGUCUUCGUCUCCCUUUGAUACCUCUUUGGCGAAGCGCGUUCGUCGUUCCUCUUCUUCUUCUUCUUCUUCUUCUUCUCCUACUCGCAUCCGCUUCUCGCCUCCCCGGCCUUCGUUGCAGUCUCCGCAAGUCUUGGUCAGUAGCAGCGGGUUUAACUCUGAGAUUCUUGAUCGUUUGAGGUCUCUUUUCCCUGAUAUGGAUCACCAGAUUCUUCAAAGAGCACUGGAAGCAGCUGGCAAUGACUUGGAUUCUGCCAUAAAGAGCUUGAAUAAUCUUCAUUUAAAGGCAGUAAAGGUAAAGUUACCAUCUGCCUUGGGUGGAUCAGUUCCUGAGUCUGAACCUAGUAUUGAACCACCAAAUGAAGGACAUUUUUAA
This is a messenger RNA of Dioscorea cayenensis subsp. rotundata (Guinea yam), 450 nucleotides long. RefSeq lists its product as uncharacterized. Gene Ontology annotation, molecular function: ubiquitin binding. Lineage: Eukaryota; Viridiplantae; Streptophyta; Magnoliopsida; Dioscoreales; Dioscoreaceae. The record is from RefSeq and is a predicted model, not a curated record. The transcript is spliced from 3 exons. Bases 1 to 450 code for a protein of 149 amino acids.